UGCGUCCGCCGCCGGCUGCUGAGCGUCUCUCCGCACGCAUGCACGCAGCGAGGCUGCAGACUGGGAGCAGGACCGGUUUUGGGAUUUACCAUUCCGAUUGAACACCUGGAUUACGAAACACCAUUUCUAUUUUGUAAUUUUUUGUUUUGUUAUUUUUCUCGAGAAAUAAAUCUGCCAACAUGUCUCGCACUCCAGAUACUGUGAGCAAGCUUACUGAAAGUACAUACAAGAAUGUGAUGGAUCAGUUCAACCCAGGCUUGAGGAACCUGGUCAACCUCGGGAAGAGCUAUGAGAAGUCAGUCACAGCAAUGACCCUGGCUGGAAAGGUCUAUUUCGAAGCCGUCUCAAAGAUAGGAGAGAACGCUACCCUGUCUCCAGUCUCCAGGGAGCUUGGUGUGGUUCUGAUGGAGAUAGCAGAUGCCCACAGGAAGGUCUACAAUGAACUGGACGAAAACUUCAAGAGAUUCCACAAAGAUGUUAUUAAUGAGCUGGAGAAAAAGACAGAGAUGGAUGUUAAAUACAUGAAUGCCACCUUCAAGCGUUAUCAGUCAGAGCAUAAGGUGAAGCAGGACUGCCUGGAGCGCUCUCAGACAGACCUGAAGAAGCUCAGGAGGAAAAGCCAGGGGAAGCACUCAUCCAAAUAUGAGAUCAAAGAGAACGAGUACAUGGAGACCAUCUCAUCGCGCCAGAUGGACAUGCAGAAGUUUAUUGCCGACGGCUGCAGAGAGGCACUGCUGGAAGAAAAGCGGCGCUUCUGUUUCCUGGCAGACAAACACUGCAUGUUCUCCUAUCAAAUUAGCAACUUCCAUGAGAAGGCCAAAGACAUGCUGUCCGUGAAGCUCCCCAGCUGGCAGGAAAAAUGCAGUGACAUCACCAAGGUGCCGGACACGGUGGAAACCAUGAUAGAUGGGCUUGCCACCACUCCAGAGCAAUCGCCACUUGUUCAACGCUACAACAGGAACAACGUGGAGUCAGCAGUGCCCCCUCCAGCACCGCCACUAAAGGCUCAGAUCAGUCCACUAGCCAACAUGUUCAACCCAGAUCCCAGAUCUUCACUCACCUCCUCUUCAGACCACAACUCUGACCAGGGCAGUCUCGGGGACGACAGCCUGUCCAGAUCGACAUCCAUGUCGUCCGGUCUCAACGUGGGCAGGAAGUCGCGGGUUAGGACCAUCUUCCCCCACACGGCGGGCAACAACGACACACUCCUCAGCUUUGACGACGGCGACAUCAUCGCCCUGCUCAUACAAGAGGAGAAAGAUGGCUGGCUUUAUGGAGAGCUGGAGAAGACACGGCAGCGGGGCUGGUUUCCGUCAUCUUACUGCAGACCUUAUACUGAGUCUGUGAUAUCAAAUAGCAGCAAUUUGAGCACCCCCGUGCGUAGUCUGAGCGUGGUCAGUCUGCCAGAGCAGGAUGAGGAGGGGCCGGUGUUGCUGCCGCCACCAGACUACAGCGACGUGCUCCCCUCCAGGCCAGCGGUCAUCUCAACACCCACGUCACAGAAAACGCAGGUUUCUUUAGUCAAUGGGAACGCAAAGGCUCCUUUUCUAGGAGGAGGGAAUCCAUUUGCCACGGUCAAGCUGAGACCAACUGUCACGAAUGACAGAUCAGCACCAAAAGUCUAACACGGAGCAGGAGGAUUUUCACCGCUGUCAUGCCUUUUUGGGGGAAUCAUGCAACGUGGGACCCCUGCAACAAACCAAAUAUCACCCUAACCCGACAUCUCAUUAGCCUGCAUCCUAGUCUGUCUCAGUACCAGUCUGCUCUACUGAAGGGAUCCAUUGUUUCUUGGUAUAAAUGUCUUUUACUGUGCCAGUGUUUGUUUUACAUUAGAUACAACAGGGAAACAUUACAUAAUAUAAACAUAAAGGAGCAGGAAUUUUGAUAAGCCUUGUAGUACAGAGGAAAUAUUUGGAGUAUCAGUCUGUGUCUGUGCUAAUAAUUAUUAUAAGUAAUAAAUCACCCCAAAAUUAAAACUGAGACUGUCUGAUCACCACCACGUCCCUUCACUGAAGUUAAUAAGACUUCCAAAUUCUCUCUGUUAAAGCACACAAGUAAAAUUGCUCUAAGAAGCAUGUACAACAUAAUGCAAGUGAUUUGUAUCAUGUAAUGAUGUAAUGAUACAAAAGCUGCAAGGAACCUCACGACUUUAGCGCCAUGUUAGCGGCUCUGGGAUGCUAUAUGCAGGGACCCUGGUGCUUUGAACAAAAUGCUAACACUGGCAUGCUAACAUGCUCAGAAUGGGGAUGCUAGCAGGUAUAAUGUUUACCAUCCUCACCAUCUUAGUUUAGCAUUUUAGCAUGCCGUUUGCUAAUUGGCCCAAAACACAAAGUGCAGAUAAGGCUGAUGGGAAUUAGUUUUGCACAUAAACUAAAGUAAUGGAAAAUUUUGACCUAGUAGUGGUGCUAUAUUGGAAGUUAUUACAGUUCAUCCUGAGGUGAAUAUGACUUUGCACCAAAUUUCUUGGCAAUCCAUCCAAUAGUAAACAGUCAAAAUAUUUUCACUCAAAGCCAAGAUGUGAACCUCCUGGUGGUGGUAGAGGAGAAGUUAGGAGAUCGCCAGAGUUUCCCUGGGAAACAUGAAUGCCUGUCUAGUAGAUGAAGAAAUAUUUCACAGGAUAAGUGAAAAGUUUGACCUGCUUGUGGUGCUAGAUGAAAAGUUAGAUCCUCAAAGUCGUUAUUAGGUAUCCUCUGGGGACCAUGAUUAUCUGUAGCAAAUUUCAUGGCAAUCCAUCAGAUAGUUGUAGAGAUAUUUCAGUCGGCAACAGACAAGCACUGCCUUCCUAAGAGCCAUGCUGCUAGCAUUGCUAAAGAUCUGUUUGCAUGUAUCACAUUAAAAGGUGUAAACUGCCUUUAGCAGCCUAAAAAUCUGUCUUAUUAACUUCACUAGUUUGGGAGAAGGCUGAUACAGAGCUAUUGGGGCUACAGUAACUGCAUGUCUAAUGGAACUGACAUGGAAAUUAGGGGGGAAAAAACCCUGAAUCAUCAUUUUGAGAUGCAACGUCCCUUCAAGAUGAGAUGAUAAUGCUCAGACUGUUUCAUGAGGUCUGUUCUGAGCUUGUUUGUGCUGCAGUCACUGCAGUGAUAAAUGCAUAAUGAAGAAUUUCAAAUGUAAAUGAUGCUGACCUGAUGCUGAAGAAACAGACCAGUGGCCAGGCUGUCUUCCUGACUUGCCAAAAAAACAAACAUUAUUUCUAUUUUUAUUAAUUAUUUUUGUCUUUCUUUUCUUUAAAAAAAAAAAAAAGAGACAUUGUGAUAUACAGAGGUUGUGAGAAUGAAGGGAGAGUGACGUGUUGGGGAAAAGGGUUUGUCAUUUGAGUGACAGCAAAACAGUAUGUCACUGUUUAAAAUGAGAAGGCUAUUUAUAUACAGUAAGUUUAUAUAAGAUAUUUGAAUAAAAUACACAUGUCCCUUCAAAUACAAUUGCCUCUGAUGUGCUCAAUCAGAGCCGUGGAUCCCACACUGGUUUUGAUUUGACUGCUGGUAUGUGAUUUAAAUGGGUAAAAUGACCUUUUGAUGAAAGGGAAUUUUUUUCACUCCUCAUGGUCUCACUGUUUUUUAGUGUACAAUGCACAAUUUAUGCACCAUGAAAAUGUACCUUCUUGGCUGACAUUUUCAUUGUAUGUGAAUAUGUUGGGUCACAGUAAUAUACAAAGUAUUAAACAUUUUGUGAGGGAAUGGACUUUUUUUGCCAUGUAUUUGCUUUGCAGAUUGUACGCUGUAUGAUGACGAAGUGAUCAAUGAAACAGUUUAUUGAUCCCCAUAAACCCACUGAUGUGUGUACAUGAACUCAUCAUACCGGCAUUGUUAUUCCCACAUGCUUCCUUCGGUGAGCACCUUGCCACUGUGUUAACCAUGUAGUCUUUUUUUUUCUCAAUAAAACCGGAUAAAGUCUGCAUA
This is a messenger RNA of Scomber scombrus (Atlantic mackerel), 3899 nucleotides long. It is a transcript of the gene baiap2l1a, whose product is annotated as BAR/IMD domain containing adaptor protein 2 like 1a. Gene Ontology annotation, cellular component: nucleoplasm; cytosol. The transcript is spliced from 14 exons. Gene Ontology annotation, molecular function: protein binding. Gene Ontology annotation, biological process: actin filament bundle assembly; plasma membrane organization; actin crosslink formation. Bases 180 to 1625 code for a protein of 481 amino acids. NCBI's taxonomy places the organism in Eukaryota, Metazoa, Chordata, Actinopteri, Scombriformes, Scombridae. The record is from RefSeq and is a predicted model, not a curated record.